AUGUCCAAUCAGAGGAAUGAUUCACCUGCUUCUACUUCUGUUAAGAAUUUGCCUGCUGGCAAUGCUGCUAAUAAUCAGAAUGCUUGUGGUAAUGGUAAAGGAAAGGAAGUUGCUAACACUUCUAAUGGAGGAACAACUCGACUUUAUGGGUUGACUCGUAGGGAGGCAGCUGAAGUCUCUAACGUUGUGGUUACAGGUAUUUUUACUAUUUGCUCAUUUGAUGCGUAUUCGUUGAUCGAUCCGGGUUCAAAAUUAUCUUAUGUGACACCAUAUUUUGCUCUCGAUUUUGGUAUGGAACCUGAACGGCUAUUGGAACCCUUUGCUGUCGAUACACCCCUUGACAUUCCUGUUAUUGCUUCUAGGGUCUAUAGAAAUUGUGUUAUUGUGAUUAAGGGUCGUGAGACUAUGGCUGAUUUAUAUGAACUUGAGUUGGUGGAUUUUGAUGUCAUUAUGGGGAUGGAUUGUUUGUCCGCCUGUUAUGCUAAUGUGGAUUGUCACCUUAGUGAUUAUCCCAAAGUGUUUUCUAAAGAUCUUCUUGGUAUUCCUCCUGAUAGAGUCAUUGAUUUUGGGAUUGAUGUUAUUCCCUACACCCAACCAAUUUUCAUUCCUCCAUACCGUAUGGCUCCAGUGGAGCUAAGGGAAUUAAAAGACCAAUUAAAGGACUUGUUAGAUAAAGGUUUCAUCUAA
This is a messenger RNA of Lycium ferocissimum, 687 nucleotides long. RefSeq lists its product as uncharacterized. NCBI's taxonomy places the organism in Eukaryota, Viridiplantae, Streptophyta, Magnoliopsida, Solanales, Solanaceae. The transcript is spliced from 2 exons. The record is from RefSeq and is a predicted model, not a curated record. Bases 1 to 687 code for a protein of 228 amino acids.